Colias croceus (clouded yellow) is the source of this 722-nucleotide messenger RNA. RefSeq names its product ashwin-like. Gene Ontology annotation, cellular component: tRNA-splicing ligase complex. Gene Ontology annotation, biological process: embryonic morphogenesis. Lineage: Eukaryota; Metazoa; Arthropoda; Insecta; Lepidoptera; Pieridae. The transcript is spliced from 3 exons. Bases 101 to 592 code for a protein of 163 amino acids. The record is from RefSeq and is a predicted model, not a curated record.
AUCUUCGAUUUCAAGUUUCGAUAAUGGUUGUAUUUGGCGGCUAUUUUUACAAAUUUCCUAAAAUAAAAACAAAUCAUUCAUGUGUUAGCAGUUAAACGUUAUGACAAUGUCUUGCGAUAUGUUAUUGCAUCCUGAACUCAUGAGCAAUGAACAAUUAAUAUAUAUAAUUCAACAGAGACAUUUAAGAGUGCCAAAUAUUCUAUCGAUGCAGAGGCAUGAUCUCCUGUCUUUGUUUCAUCAAUUUUGUGUGCCCUAUGGGCAAAGGAAAUACAAGGAUUCUGGGAGAGGCAAAGUUUUAAAUAAAAACAGAAAUACAAGUCCGGAACCAGCCACAAAACUUAAUUUGUCAACUAACGCACAUGUAAAUGUAGAGAGCACACAAAUUCAUUUAAAAUACACAAUUCAGAAUGACAGAUUGAGACCUCCACCGGACUUGCUAUCAGGACACAUAAAUAAGAAAAUGAAAGUAGAAAUAAAACCAGUAAUCAAUGAAUCUGAUAAAUUCAAGAGAAAAGUUCCUAUUGAUCCUGCAACACUUGUCACAGAUUGUCCACCGAUCAAGAGAGAAAGGAAACCAAUAACAUGGCCGUAGUUUUAAUAAAUAAGUUUACAUUAAAUGGACUGACAAUGCAUUUUGAAUGUUUUAUAAAUGUGUGUGAUAAUAAUGGAUUUAAAUAAUUAUUGUGAAACAAAAGAUGUAAAUAGAAAAUAUUUGUAAUGAA